Molecule: messenger RNA, 1746 nt
Organism: Cladophialophora psammophila CBS 110553
Lineage: Eukaryota; Fungi; Ascomycota; Eurotiomycetes; Chaetothyriales; Herpotrichiellaceae
Exons: 2
Coding region: 1-1746 (581 amino acids)
Biological process (GO): regulation of DNA-templated transcription
Molecular function (GO): DNA-binding transcription factor activity, RNA polymerase II-specific; zinc ion binding
Source: RefSeq, a predicted model, not a curated record
AUGGUUUAUAAAGGGCCCAGUAAAGGAUGUCACUCGUGUAGGAAACGGCGUGUCAAGUGCGAUGAGAAACGGCCUCAGUGCGGCAAUUGCCUCAAAAGGAAACAGCAAUGCCCCGGAUAUCGAGACUUGUUCGACGCUGUCCACAAAGACGAGACAUACAUCGUCUCGCAUAAGAGCGCCCCGAAACGGCAGAAAAAGGUACACACCCCUGCUAGCGAAUCUGGGGACAGCACUCCUAACCUCACGAAUACGCCGUCGCCGACGAGUGAUGUCGAUUGUGCCCUUGAUCUUGCUCUCUUCGCCACACCGUCGCGAAAUGUCGAGGUGGAGUCGCUGUGUUACUUCUUCACCAACUAUGUCAAUAUUCCCCGGGAUCCGAGUACCAACAUCUUCAUCGAACACAUCCUUCCCAUAUACUUGAACACAGCCCCCGAUUCGGCGUUGGCUGAAGCUGUCAAUGCGGUCGCGGUCAAUAUCACGGCCAUGUGGAUGACCCGAUACGUCGAUUCUUACCGUGCUCGAGAAUCUUACGCAAGGGCCGUCACUCUCUUAAAAUCUUUGCUGCAAGACCCCGUUGAAUGCAAAACGGACGAAACCCUCGCCACAGUGUUCAUGCUCGACUUUUACGACUCCCUCAAUCGACGGUUUGUGCACUUCGUCGACACCGGCACCCACCAGCAAGGUGCGGUGGCUCUGCUCAAGCACAGAGGGAAAGAUGACUUCGACAGCCCGCUCUCCCAGCGGCUCUUCAAUGCCAUGAGAAGUCGCCAUAUCAAUUAUUCGUUACAAUACGGGCGAAAGGUGGAGCUGGAUCCGGAACUCCUUGCCGAAGACACCGCAGUCCUCCCAUCCGCAAAGCUUGAUCUUCUGAACGCUGAGCUUGCAGAAUUGCAUGUAUUAGCCUGCGAGGGCCCCGAAGGAGCUGGCCUCGGCUUAGCCGACUUCUAUCGGGUCAUUUUGGAGAGGGCACUUGCCCUCGAGAAGAGGCUGCAAACGUGGAGGGAUGCGCUCCCCAGGUCAUGGCAACCAGUAUCUAUUCCGGCGUCCGAAUUACAUCAAUCCAUCCGCGACGCUGGCGUCUAUGAAAACAUGUGCGACGUUUAUUCUUCGCUCGCAGUCUCUCACGUCAACAAUGCAGCUCGGAGUUCUCACGGUGGAGCACUCCGUCUCAUUGCAUUAUGCAUCAGGGGCCUCGAGGACCUCGGCAUUGCCGUUGACCCGGAAAUCGAGCUUCACGUCGACCGGCAAAUCCAAGAGAUCGCGGACAGGUUCUGCGCUUCGGUGCCGUUCCAUCUGGGCAACAGAACCACACCAGCAUUCCCCGACGAACACAGGGAAUACCCCCAUGUGCCUGUGGAGCUUCGUCGGCUGGCGAAUUACGUCGACCCGUUUGGAAACGAGGUCGAGAUGACCAUGGAAGACCACGUGCGCGCCGCCGCGGCCAUAGGCGGCUGGUUCAUCAUGGCGCCGCUUGCGGGAUUCCUCAAGGCGCGAGCGAUGGGGGUUACGCCGUCGAAUCCGACCACUAAACCCGGGCCCUUAAUGGGAAAGAUGAGAAAAGGCCAGAUUGCAUGGAUUCGUGGCCAAAUGGAACGGAUCCAAAAGAUCUAUCUGUUUCCAACCAACGCUAGCCCGACCGAGCAGGACUGGAAAUGGGUCAUGAGGCAAACCCGCUACGGGACUCGUGUCAGAGGCCAUAAUCUGUUUGCACCGUUAUAUUUCAAUCAAAGAAUAUGGACGGCUUAA